Messenger RNA from Platichthys flesus (European flounder), 8998 nucleotides. RefSeq names its product castor zinc finger 1 (gene casz1). Lineage: Eukaryota; Metazoa; Chordata; Actinopteri; Pleuronectiformes; Pleuronectidae. Gene Ontology annotation, biological process: regulation of neuron differentiation; positive regulation of transcription by RNA polymerase II. Gene Ontology annotation, molecular function: DNA-binding transcription factor activity, RNA polymerase II-specific; RNA polymerase II transcription regulatory region sequence-specific DNA binding. The record is from RefSeq and is a predicted model, not a curated record. The transcript is spliced from 19 exons. Bases 396 to 6482 code for a protein of 2028 amino acids. Gene Ontology annotation, cellular component: nucleus.
CCUAUCAGCCUAUUCAGAAAACAUCACCAACAGCUUGGUCUGUGCGUGUGUGUGUCUAUGGGAGCAGAGCAGAGAGGGAGAGAGCGAGGCAGCGCACGCAGAGGCAGAGAGAGAGCGACACAGAGCGAGCGGGGAAGAGGGAGGCUACAUUUUCUUUCACCUACCCCCCGUCAAACCACAGGAAGGAGGGGCCAGACCCUAAGCUGCCAAUCAAAUCCGCUCGUGGCAGCCGGCAUUAUCUCAGCAACAAACUAUUGACAGAUUACAUGUCAAGGAGUUUAGUGCAUGAUUGAAGGAAGCCUUUUCAACAAAAAAAAAUCUAGUUACUUUUCCGCUUUAUUCUCCCCUCCACCAACCAGCAUUCGAAUGACUUUCCAGCAGAGUUGAGUAAUAUUAUGAAAGUUACAUGUCUGAGAGGAUUUAACUUCGACUUUGCUGAAUAUGCUGAAAGGAGUUUAUGCACUGAAACGACCUCAGGAAAACCCAAGAUGGCCGCCAAAAGAAAAGGUGGCCUAAAACUCAAUGCUAUCUGCGCCAAGCUGAGCCGCCAGGUGGUGUUCGACAGCAGCUCCCAGAAUGCAGAGGGAGACCAGAGUGUAGCAGAAAACAGCGAGCGUGGAAGUUCCCACGACGACGACAUCGAGACCAACUUCCCCGAGAGCCUGAGCCUGAACCAGAGCCUCGAGGAGGACCAGAAGAGACGCGAGGCCAUCGAGAAGUGGGUCAACGGAGAGUACGGCGACGAGCCGCCGGCUCCCGAGGACGAGCAGGAGCGCGAACUCAAAGUCAGCAAUGACGAAGACGGCCCUCCCGAGGGCGUGUACAUGGUACAGCCCAAAGGCUGCAGCGACGAUGAAGACAAUGCAGAGGAGGCGGAGCCUGUGGCCGGGUCUCAAGAUGGCAGUUACCAUGAUGACAAAGAAGGUGAAGACAGGCCUCCAAAAGACACCGCCUUCAUGCCACCGAGCGAGGCCCCGAGUCGCCAAGCACCGUUCUCCUCUCCAGGAGAGGCCUCUGCUCUGCGAGACUAUGCAGCCAACACCAUGAAUGAGUUUUUGGGAAUGUUCGGUUAUGAUGACCAGCAGGUAAGGGAUGAGCUGACCAAGAAGAUCAGCUUUGAGAAGCUCAAAGCUGCUACCUCAAACCCCUCAUCCCUCAGCAGUGAGGAGGCCUCACGGCGUGCUCGCUUCUCUAAGUACGAAGAGUACAUUCGCAAGCUAAAAGCAGGCGAGACCUUACCUUGGCCUGUGCAUGCUUCCCCACCCAAACCAGACGACCUCAACUCAAAACUGGCCCAAGACAAGAGUGCUACCAUGCUCCAGACUUCGGGUAGCCACCCGGGGGCCGAGGCACAGAUCUACCCCUCCAGCCUGGACCACAAACAGCCAGGAGGACACCAACUGGGAACAUCUCAGCCAGCCAACCCCUCUCACAUGCAGAACAUGACACCCAGAGCCUCCAAGUAUGACUUCUUUAUUCAGAAGCUGAAGAUGGGUGAGAGUCUGCAGCAGCAGAAUGGUAAUGCUUACAAGCGACCCUCCAAAUACGAUCUGGAGAACGUCAAGUUCCUGCACCUCUUCAAGCCCGGCGAGGGCAGUCCUGACAUGGGCGGUGCCAUCGCCUAUAAAACGGGCAAAGUGGGCCGCCCCUCGAAGUAUGACAUCAGAACAAUUCAGAAAAUGAUGCCAGGAAAUCCAGAGGCCUCGCUGAUGCCCAAUGUCCUCGCUACAGCACCAGGAAACCCAGGAGCUCCUGGUGUUCCCACAGCAGGUGCAGCUGGGGCCAGUAUCACUCCAGGCCUCACAAUGGACCAGACCGGCCAAAUAAGCUUCAACGCUACCGACUACCUAAAGUCCAGCUUUUCCAAGACUGACUCCAUCACCACUGGCACUGUGUCCUCUGUUAAGAAUGGGCUGCCACCAGAUAAACCCGCCAGCGAAGACAUCAACCUCUACCAGAAAUAUAUUGCUAGGUUCUCCGGAAGUCAACACUGCGGGCACGUCCACUGUGCCUACCAGUACAGGGAGCAUUACCACUGCAUGGACCCUGAGUGUAACUACCAGGUGAGCAGGUUUACUAGUAAGCAGGAUGUAAUCAGGCACUACAACAUGCACAAGAAGAGGGACAACUCUCUGCAGCACGGAUUCAUGCGCUUCAGCCCUCUGGACGACUGCAGUGUCUACUACCACGGCUGCCACCUCAAUGGGAAAAGCACCCAUUACCACUGCAUGCAGGUGGGCUGCAGCAAGGUGUACACCAGCACCUCAGACGUCAUGACCCAUGAAAACUUCCAUAAAAAGAAUGCCCAGCUGAUCAACGACGGCUUCCAGAGAUUCCGGGCCACCGAGGACUGUGGCACAGUUCAGUGUCAGUUCUAUGGGCAGAAGACCACACACUUCCACUGCAGGCGGCCAGGCUGCACCUUCACCUUCAAAAACAAGUGUGACAUCGAGAAGCACAAGAGCUACCACAUCAAGGAUGAUGCCUAUGCCAAAGAUGGCUUCAAGAAGUUCUACAAAUACGAGGAGUGCAAGUACGAAGGCUGCGUGUACAGCAAGGCCACCAACCACUUCCACUGCAUCCGUUCUGGCUGCGGCUUCACCUUUACCUCCACUAGCCAGAUGACCUCCCACAAGCGCAAACACGAGCGUCGGCACAUCCGCUCCUCUGGCGUCAUGGGCCUCUCUUCCUCCUUCCUGCCGCCGAAGGACGACCAAGACGAAUCGAGCAACGAUGACCUGAUGGAUUUCUCCGCCAUCAGCAGCAAGAACUCAAGCCUGAGUGCCUCGCCCACGACCCAGCAGUCCAGCUCUGUACCGCACAUGAUGGCCACACCCACCACCGUUGUCUCCUCCUCCUCUACAAUGGGCCACGCGCUCAAGCUGACAUCCUCCCUGUCCAGCGCCGGCCAGCGUAUGUCCAACCUUCUGUCCCAGGCCCUGCCCAGCAACAUGCCGGUGACCCUCGCUCUCUCAAACAGCGCCAUGGCCUCCAACCCGUUCUUCCCUCUCAUGCCCAGGCUGCCUCUGCAGCCCCCUUUGCCUGCUGCUAGCCUGAUAUCAGCUGUAACCUCUGGGGCCCACUCCAUGCCCACCGACUCACUCACCCAAGGUUGCUCCACAUCGGGGGCGGAGGGAGCCAUGGCGUCGACCCCGACCUCCUACGCCACCUCCUCCAUCAUGGAGAAAAUCUCGGCGAGCAAAGGUCUGAUAUCGCCCAUGAUGGCCCGAUUGGCAGCUGCUGCCCUGAAGCCAAACAUGAACCAUGAUAUAGGGAACGGGCAGCCGUGUUCAGCCAGCCAGUUCAAUCUGGUUCAAGUGAAGCAGGAGCCCAUGGACGGCCACUCCGGGGCCUCCCACGACUCUGCGCAGGAGCACAGCCUGGACCUGAGCAAGAAGGACCAUAGGUACGGAGGAGAACGUAAUGAAUCAAACGGACACCCUGUUCCAGGGAAUACAUCUCUUUUAUCCUCGCUUAUGAAUAAGAUGUCCCAGGUGAACCCGGCCCUGUUCAACGCCAUGAACCUAAAGACGGAGCUGGAGGCGGGGCAGGGCAGUGACACGUCAGAGGCGGCACAGUAUCUGAACCGAGUGCUGAAGAGGCCCCUGCUAGAAAAGCCCAAUGAGAUCUGGAGGACAUAUCUCCGCAGGUUUGACACCGAUGACUUCUGCGAGGCUCAGUGCGACUUCCUUCAGAAAGUGCACUUUCACUGUGUGGUAGAAGACUGUGGUGCACUCUUCAGCACAGUGGAUGGGGCCAUAAAACAUGCUAACUUCCACCUCCGCGCCACCUUGAAAGUGAAGUCGGAGCCUCAGUUCGGCGAGAGCAAGGACUCCGGUGAGGGAGCCCUCCUGCAGCCCGCAGCGCCGGUGUCUAUGGCCAACAAUCCCUCUAUGGAUGUGGCUCACCUCACCUCCUCCCGCGGCUACAGCUCGCCUUCUCCCUCCCUGCUCGCCUGGAAGCAGCUGGCCGGCAGCAUCCCACAGAUGUCGGCCUCAAUGCCCAGCCUGCCAUCCAACUCCCCUCUGGCCACCACCUCUUUGGAGAACUCUAAGCCACAAGUCAAACCAGGUUUCCUGCAGUUCCAGGAAAACCAUAUCUUCCCUUUUCAUUCACCCAGUGAUCCGUGUUUGGCCACUGACUGUAAGUACUCGAACAAGUUCCACUUCCACUGCUUGUUUGGGAAUUGCAAGUAUGUGUGCAAGACCUCUGGCAAGGCCGAGUCCCACUGUUUGGACCACAUCAACCCCAACAACAACCUGCUCAACGUCCGCGACCAGUUCUCCUACUACUCUCUCCAGUGUCUCUGUCCCAACCAGCACUGUGAGUUCAGAAUGAGGGGCCACUAUCACUGUCUGCGGCCCGGCUGCUUCUUUGUCACCAACAUCACCACCAAGCUGCCGUGGCACAUCAAGAAGCACGAGAAGGCCGAGCGCCGCGCCGCCAAUGGAUUCAAGUAUUUCACCAAGAGAGAGGAGUGUGGCAGGCUGGGUUGUAAGUAUAACCAAGUCAACAGUCAUUUCCACUGCAUCCGCGAGGGCUGUCAGUUCUCCUUCCUGCUCAAACACCAGAUGACCUCACACGCACGCAAACACAUGAGGCGGAUGCUUGGGAAGAACUUUGACAGAGUCCCAUCCCAGAUGAUGCCACAUGGUCACAGGUCGGAUGACAUGCAUGGAUCCGGAAUGGGGUCCAUGGCGACACAGUCCGGCUUCUCCUCUGGCCUCAUGGAUGAGACUGACGACUACAUGGACUACAUGGGAGGCGGAGGCAGCCCCCUGGGCCUCUCCUCCGAGUCCUCCAACCAGGACCGGAGCUGCACCAGCACGCCAGUAGGCAACGAUGGCUCGCCAGCAGGACAAGGCUGGCCUGCCACCUCUUCUGCUCCCACCACCCCUGCUGACACUAGCGCUACCCAGAAUGCAACUCCUUCUUCCCCUCCUCCUCUACCGCCUCCUCACUAUGCCCCUCAGCCUGGUUUUCACUCCCAGGCCCCAUCCCUCUCUCCUGCCCUCCUCCGUCCUCCUCUCCCCUCACUCCCAUACCUCCUCUCUCCAUCCUGUCUGUCAUACUCUCUGCUCAGCGCCUCUCUGGGAGCCACUCGGAGUGUUGUCAUGCCAACCAACACACCAGCUUUCAGCCCCAUCAUUGCCACUCCGUCUCUGGUUAAAAAUGACGUCCCUAUAGUGCAGGAUGCUGCAGGCAAUACCAUCUCCAUUCCCACGGCCACCGGGGCAAAGAAGCGCUUCUGGAUCAUCGAGGACAUGUCACCAUUCGGCAAGCGCCGCAAGACCGCGUCGUCACGCAAGAUGCUGGAUGAGGGGAUGAUGCUGGAGGGCUUCCGGCGCUAUGACCUCUACGAGAACUGCAAGGACUCAAGUUGCCAGUUUUCUCUGAAGGUGACCCACUACCACUGCACACGUGAGAACUGUGGCUACAAGUUCUGCGGCCGCACCCACAUGUACAAGCAUGCACAGCACCACGACCGCGUGGACAACCUGGUCCUGGACGACUUCAAGCGCUUCAAAUCCUCGCUCAGCUGCAGCUUCACCGACUGCCAGUUUUCAGGCAACAGCACCCACUUCCACUGCCUGCGCUGUGGCUUCCGCUGCACCGACAGCACCAAGGUGACCGCUCACCGCAAGCACCACGGCAAGCAAGAUGUGAUCAGCGCCGCCGGCUUCUGCCAGUUCAGCUCCAGCGUUGAUUGCGAGGUUCCCGACUGCAAAUAUAAGCUCAAGUGCUCCCACUUCCACUGCACCUUCCCCGAGUGCAAGCACACGGUGGUGGGCAUGUCCCAGAUGGACUCCCACAAGAGGAAGCAUGAGAAGCAGGAGCGGGGGGAGCUGCCGUCUGUGUCACCCAAACAGGAAGGUGCUCACCACCUGGGAGGAGGUAUGUUGGUGGUCCCUCCAACCUCCAUGACCCUUUCUACUUCCUCGCCCGGUGGUCUCCACGGCUUGUCCCACAACAUUAACAGCAACGUUCCCUCCAUGCUUUACACAAUGGCCGAGAUGGGGUCCGACUAUAACCACCCGUACCCACCAACCACCAUUAGCCUGGACGGCUCGCUCAACCUGGGCACAGACACCAGCAGCUCCCUGUUCUUCCUGAAGAACGCCGUCGGUCUGGGUCUCAGCGACUCGCUGGACCUCAGCAAGAAGAUUCACCACCACGAUGCAGCUCGAUCCGGCCACAACACCACCCCCCCUCACGCUCUGCCGGCAGCUCAGGACGACACCACGGGAACGUCUGGAGAGGCCGAAGACGACGUGUCGCCAGAGGAGGAGGCGCAUGCGGAGGAGGAUGAAGAGGAGGAGGAGGAGGAAGAGGAGGAGGCCGAAGAGGAUCUCAACACUGAUUCGAAUGAUGAUUCGAUGCCGGAGCCCGAUGGUGAGAAGGACAAUGAUGAUGACAGUUUUAAUGCUUCCGUUAACCACACUGAUACUUCCCAACUGGAAAAGCAAGAUGCUGUCCCAUGAAAAAAACAAUAAACUAACAGUGACUGCAGAAACUGAAGAAGAACCCUGUGUACUAUGAACAAACAAAAAUGAAAGUGGCCUCAUUUAUCAUGUUUAGAGACUUCAGAUGACAACAAAAAACAACAGCAGCGCAGCGUGAAAAUGACGGCCGGAAAUGAUUUAUUAUGAUGUUUACAAGAUGACCAACAUUAUUAAUUCAAUUAUGCAUUAAAAAAUAUGAAUGGAUACACACAGAAUUAGGCCCUGCUUUACACGCGGGGCAGCAAUGUAAAGCAUUUUACUACACAUCAGUCUUUUUGUGUGUGUGCAUGUUUGACUUUAAUUUAUUUUUUAUUUUUUUCACUUUUUGUGUGUGGAAAAAAAACGUAAGAAAAACAAAAACAAAUCUCUCUAUAUAACAAUAUAUGUAAGUGUGUGUGUGUGUGUGUGUGAGUGUGUGUGUGUGUGUGAACGAUGAUAUACAAAAGGAAUUUGCUGGCACAGGUGACAUGAAACCGCAGGGCCGUGGAAACAUAGAAAAAGGGACGUGAAUCACUAAGGGGGAAACAGGAUUCGUUGCAAACAUUUGAUCUUUUUUUCUGUAUUGAUAUUAUAUUAUUAUUAAUUAUUAUUGUUGUUAGAGACAGAGAGACAGUGGGUGACACUCUGCUUGUUCCCGUCUCUCUCAGGUGAUUUGCUUUGUUCUCGAUGACAUGUGGAAUCGACCAGUAACUGUUCUCAGCUGCAGUCGGGGGCGUCUGGCGAGACGCCAGGUCUCAACAGUUCUCUCUCAACAUUCUGCUAGAAAUGUUCCGCUAGCACCGAAAUCCAAGCUCAGCCCUCGUGAGGUUGUCCCCCCCCCCCCCCCCCUGUGGAGGAAUCACGUUUGUGUGUGGAUAGUGCACUUUUCUAUUAGCUGACCACGACGACACCGAUGACGAUGCUAGACGACUCAUAAGCAUAUUUAAAAAGAAAAAAAUAUUUUUGUUACCAUUUUGCAUCUUUGCAUUACAGUGUCGUUUUUGUUGUGUUGUUAGUCAGAAGCAUAUCGAUCUGUUAGCAGGCAAGGUCGUGAUUAACGGCUGGCAAGUCGGGCGGGAGGUGUGGGGGGGGGGGGGGGGUGAGACUGACCAGAGGAAACAAUGAGUCACUCAGAUGCAGCGAGGGGAGGGGCCGUGACAGAGGAAGCGUCAGGAAGUGUGUUUCAUGUUGAAAAUGUACAGACCGAAAAAUGUCUCAACGGCAUUUCUUUUUUCCAUUCACUAUGGCUGUGGUUGAGCUCCUGUUGUAACGGUUUUUAUUUAAUAUUUAUGUGACCUUCCAAUGAGAAAUUUUAGGGUGUUAUUGCACUUUUUAGGUUCAUUUUUACCGUCUGAAAAAAAAUGAUAUAUUAUCUUUUAACAGGGAAUUUGCUUUAAAGAUGUUGUUUUAGUUCACUUUUUUGCUUUAAUGCACAAAUAGAUGUUAGUGUGACAAAGAACUGUUGUUCUGUGAUUAUUUAAAGACUGGGUUUGAUUUUGCAUCUGUGAUUGGACAGUUUGACAAAAAAGACAAAAAGGGUACACCAGAGAAACGUUGUGUCCUGAGGAGAAACACUAAUAUGGACUGUGAUUUAAAUUAAUUCUUGAGACGUUCAUGGCAAUGCUCUCCAACUGUAGUACUGAAUUAUAAAUAUGUCAAAGCCGCCCUCUGGUUUACAUUGAGCAAGUAUGUAUGGCCGAGGAGUGGACACACUGAUCAAGAACUAUAGCCUAAGCUUGGCAUUGGAAAGAAAUUAUCAUUAUUUAGGGAUUAAUAAUGUGUGUAGAUUAUAAUCCUCCUGAUUUUGUUUUGGGACAAAAAAAAAGGUUGUACAGUAUUUUCCUCUGUAAAAAAAUUACUAUAUAUGAACAAAAUGCUCUUUGAUGAACAGAUUCAUUUAAAAAGAAAACCGUAAAAAGGAGAAGUGAAUAAUAAAAAGCUAAAAAUUCAAAUAGCCUCGUUUUAGUUCACUUGUGUGCUUGAGCUCUUUUAAUUACCCCAGAUUUUUUGGCAAAAAAGGUUGUUGAUACUAUAACAUUGGCAGAUUCCGUUAUGAUAUUUGCAGUAUAUAUAUAAAUAUAUAUAUAUAUAUUUCUUUUUUUUUUAAACUGUGUCAGAAGCUCAAACUAAAAUACACUGAUUUGAAUUCAUUCGUCAAUGUUUCUGUUUUAUUUAAUGACUUGUUUCAUUCACUGUCAUUUUUUCUGUGUGCGUGUGUGUGUGUUUUUUUGUUUGUUUUAUCCUCAUUAAUUGAAACUCUUGGUUUAUAUUAACUUUGCUGUGGGCAUGCCUCGUUCACAGACUCAAACUGUCAUCCAGGACUCUGUUGCAAAGCAGAGGCGUCACGACAUGUGUGUGGUUUUCUCAUCAGAUAACCGUAGAGGCUGGGAGACGUCGUGCACUUGAAUUUAGUUCAUGUAUGUGUGUGAUCUGUGUGUAUGAGUGUGUGAGACGGUGUAAAAUAGCAGGAUUUGUAAAAAGCUGAAAAUAAAGAAACUAUGAUAAAUAUAAUAAUA